UUGCAAGCAAGUGAAUGAUAAUUUGAUACAGCGCUGUGAUUGUGAACCGGUGAAGGAAGGAAAGGCAAAGAAAUCCGGGGAUCGGAAUCAAUGGCGUCGAAUCAGCAAGGAGGUACAGCUAGCACACCCGUGAAGAGGAAGCCGGUGUUCGUUAAAGUGGAUCAACUGAAACCGGGAACCAACGGUCACAACUUGGUCGUUAAGGUCGUGUCUGCCAACACCGUCUUGCAGAAAGGACGACCCUCCACUUCUUCUCGGAACCCUCGUCCAACGCUAAUCGCAGAGUGCCUCGUCGGUGACGAGACCGGCGCCAUCCUUUUCACUGCUCGAAACGAACAAGUGGACUUGAUGAAGCCAGAGAGCACAGUAAUCCUUCGAAAUGCGAAGAUUGACAUGUUUAAGGGAUCAAUGAGGCUAGCUGUGGACAAAUGGGGCCGAAUUGAGGUAACAGAACCUGCAAAUUUUGUAGUCAAAGAGGAUAACAACCUUUCUCUGGUGGAAUAUGAAUUGGUGAACGUGGUUGAAGAAUGAUACCAUUUUAGAGUGGAAAGAUGACCUGAUGAUUUGAUUACCAAGCUACUGAUAUUGCCCGAGGUAAAACUUUUAACUUGAAGGAUGGAUUGAUAUGCCUUCUUUUACUUAAAUCAGCAUGUAAUUCCAUUGCAUGUUUGGCAUCUUUUUGAGACAAGUUGAUGCCACUAGAAACGCGUCUGCGUCAAGGGAUUCUGACUUGUUAGUUUUGUCAGCACUUGUAUCCAAUGAACGCUAGGGGGUUAUAAUAUCGUGUGAAUACUUCUUUGGAUCAAGAAUUGCUUGUAGUUGAAUGCAAUUUACAGGCUUUUCCUA
Molecule: messenger RNA, 846 nt
Organism: Neltuma alba
Lineage: Eukaryota; Viridiplantae; Streptophyta; Magnoliopsida; Fabales; Fabaceae
Exons: 2
Coding region: 91-531 (146 amino acids)
Source: RefSeq, a predicted model, not a curated record